UUUAACCUCAGUAGGUCUACAUGAACAAGCCGGACUAUUUUUUAUGCGAACUUAUCCAUGGGAGAACAAAUGUAAAUGUUGCUUGAAAAAUUGUGCCUGCCUCCAGAAUGUUCGAUGAGCUCAUGACUGUUAGCCUGUGAAAGAUUUCACUAGUCGCAUGAAUCAUACCGGUGACGUGGUGUUUCGGCUUGUCACGUGACCUCCGCUGAUUAGUUAGAAUGUCGGCCAAUGAAACGUCGGGAGAAUGUCUUGAAGUCAGUGAGAUCGGUGAAGAGAAUGUGGCCAGCGUGGAGUCGAUCAUCAGCCUCUACUUUAUUCCCUUUGUGUGUGUGCUUGGCAUCCUGGGCAACGUCGUCAACCUGAUAAUCUUAACCAGGCAAAGAUUCCAAAAAGCACUCGGGAAGCUCCAGGAGGCGGCAAACGUGUGUCUCAUCGCGAUGGCUAUCUCAGACCUCAUGUUCUGCGUUUUAGCAUUCCUGACCAUGAUCGUGCCGGCUGACCGGAUCUUUCCGGACCGUGGGUUCGUGUUCCAGUACGGCCGUUACGCCCACGGGUUGAUCAACAUCUUCAUCAUGGAGAGCACCUUGCUGACUGUGACCAUGUCGCUAGAACGUUUCAUCCCCAUCUGUUAUCCACUGCAGCAGACACUCUACCUGAAGAAAGGCCUCAUCAAACGCAUUAUCGUCAGCACGUUUAUAUUCUCAAUCGUCUUUAAUAUUCCUGUCAUGUUUCGCUUUCAGCCAGUCGUCAUAUGUGCAUUCAGCUCCAGCAUAGAUUCCACAGGCGCCAGUUUUAACUACACCGGAAACAUUUCCGCCAUAUUGACGACGACGGGACCGUUACAUUCCACGCCCUCCCCGCGGGUCAUCUCCUCCAUUCGCUACUCUCUCAACACUGUCCCCCUGUGCGGCAGCACAGCUGUGGACACCGCCUACAGGAUCACCUGGGCCUUUGUGGGUAACUUCCUCCCCUUGAUAUUCCUCGUCUUCUUCAACGUCCGCAUGUACAGGCAGAUCAUGAGCUCCCACAAGAAGAGGCUAGCCUUUGAUUGUGAGGAGACGAUGUCCAUGAGCUCCUAUAUCCUGACGCUCACGCUGCUCGCCAUCGUGCUCAUGUUUCUCGUGCUGGUCGCACCGAGCGAGACGGUGCUGUUCCUCAUGCAGAUGAGCAACAGCAAAAACCUGCCCGCCGUGGAGGCUGUGCUCAACCUCAUGCAGACCAUCAAUUUCUCCUUCAACUUCUUCCUGUACGCCAUCAUCAGCCCCUACUUCCGUGACACAAUCAGGUAUUGGUACGUUAAGGUUCAUAUUAACACCCUUUUCCGGAUAGAAUAUUACGUGUAUGAUUAUAAAAACGAAUUUAAAACAUCACUGAUGCAUUAGUAGACACGACAACACAAACAUGACGACACGAAUCUAAUCACUUGUGAUUGUAAUCAUUUGGUCAGACAAUUGCCAAACGAUCUCAUUCAAAGCUCGCUGUGUGACAUUGAAAACAGGUUUAUAUGUCAAGGUGUACACGUUUCUAGACAGUUAGCUUGUCGAUGACGUCAGUUCUGUUAAAACUUUACUGAUGACGUCAUUAAUUUCUAAAUCUUGUUAAAUUUGUCUGUUAAAACCGUGGUGAUGACGAUGACGUCACUACUGUUAAAACCGUGUUGAUGACAUAACUGUUAUUUGAAUCAUCCUUUGGAUUAUAGCCUGCGAUAUAGUUACAAACGAGAAUAUGCUUGUAGUAGCAUUACAUUAUUAGUUUAGAUUUUUUUGUUGUAGCUACACCUGAUUGGUUUGGCUGAGUUUAUUUCUGCGGUGGUAUUUAGUUUUCUUGUAAUGGCCCAUGUUGUUCUACUUGGAAAGCGCUGGUAUUUCUUAGAAGAAUGACGUUGUUGAAUGGCACAAACCCAUCACGUGACCACCUGACAUUCCACGAGUGAACGGCUCCCCCACCCACCCCCAAACAAGACAUUGCAACACACCGAGGGUUUACGCAACAGCCAUUGACAUACCUUCGUGUCCAUUGGGCUGGAACCAAAGCCCGCCUAAUGGGGGACAACCAGAAUACAGAAGGAAAUGUUAACAUGGCUAUUCAUGCUUCAAUAGGUCUUGUCUUUGUUCACUGUAGCCUGUGCGUUGUGAAAUAUCAUUUGGUAUUGAAUUCUUACCAUGACCUCUGUAGAAGUUAUUUAACACUGGAAUUUUUUAGGAGAUGUGCAUAUUUACUUCUAAACUACACUCUAGCUGAGGUACCGAAUACGACUGAGUGAGAUGAUUUACCAAUGAACAUAGCGAACGUAACCAUAUAUCAAGGACUAUCACAUUGGUGAAGUUAGAUUUCAACAGGUGGACUGUUUGCCUCUCUCCCCACCAAGUAGCUCAGGCUUGAUAUAACGAAACACAACACAGGGCUUGAGGGGGGGGGGGGUAGGCUCAGUCGUGUACCACUAGUAUUCUCUUCUUCCAGAGUGUUAAACUCUGAUAAUCUCUUCACAAGACUGCCUCACUAACGCUGCUGUGUUGAGAGUUGAUAAUCUCUUCACAAGACUGCCUCACUAAGGCUGCUGUGUUGCGAGUUGAUGGGGCGGUGAGGUCAAAUUGUAUUGUUAGGUCACUCGCGUGCUUUGACAACAAGAUGUGCGUUUGAUUAUCAAGCUGACAAAAGACAAAAUAGAUAGAUGUGCUCCUGGUUUGUGGGUUGAUGAAACAGAUCCAAAUGGAAAGGAACACCUGGUUUUUUGCUACAACAGAAACAGGAGGGAUUAGAUUUUAGCACUCAAAUAGUGGGUUUUACAGGAUUAACAUACGAGUGUGUUUUACAGGAUUAACAUACGAGUGGGUUUUACAGGAUUAACAUACGAGUGGGUUUUACAGGAUUAACAUACGAGUGGGUUUUACAGGAUUAACAUACAAUCAAAUCAUGAUGGAGGCUAAUUGUCGCUAUUUUAACAUGAGGAACGGCGUGGCCUAGCGGUAGAGAGCUAGACUGCUAACACGCAAGCCUCGAAUUCAAAUCCGGUUUCAAAUCAGUAGAGCGUACUAGAGUCCACCCAACCAACGUUAGGGAAACAAGGACAUAGUGCUGACCACAUUAUCCCCUUAUAUGCCGCGGUCAUUGAAACAGAUGAACUCUAUUUCAUCUGCCACAUGAGAUGAUGAUAUUUUUACAAUGCCUGGCUUCUCUAAAUCAUGUAGACAUUAAAUGGUUGUGGAUGUAUAUACCGGGAUAGCAAUUACACAUAAGCUUAUUCUAAAAAGCAAAGCUCUUUGUAGUAGGCAAUGAAUUAAAAGAGCUAACAAAUUUUAGAAGACUUGUGUCCCGUCCCCACCUCCCCCAUGUUCAACCAAACAUACCGCCACUGGGUGAAAAAGACAAAUUUGAUGUGACUAAUGUAACCUUUUUCAUCUUUAAGGGGGUAGGCUCCAGAAAAGAAGAAAAAAAAUCUUAAUUGAAAUGUUUUAUUGAUUUAUUUGUGAAUAUCUGAUUUAGAGAACUUAAAGGAAAAUAUUUGCAAGCAUCAGGGACUCUUUUUUAAAAUAUUGUUGUCAUGGCAACGGCAGCCAGCUUG
Molecule: messenger RNA, 3562 nt
Organism: Physella acuta
Lineage: Eukaryota; Metazoa; Mollusca; Gastropoda; Physidae
Product: FMRFamide receptor
Biological process (GO): G protein-coupled receptor signaling pathway
Cellular component (GO): membrane
Molecular function (GO): G protein-coupled receptor activity
Source: RefSeq, a predicted model, not a curated record